This is a messenger RNA of Ostertagia ostertagi, 525 nucleotides long. Lineage: Eukaryota; Metazoa; Nematoda; Chromadorea; Rhabditida; Trichostrongylidae. The record is from the annotation of a GenBank genome assembly.
AUGCACACCUAUAUGAAGUUGUUCCUUUUGCUCGGUGCGAUCUCGCUGAUAAUGAUAGCUCAGUUGAUACUGAUUCGAUGUUUACGAAAGCGGCGAGAAGCUCAAAUGACUUCGGAUUCAGAAAGCCCUCCUCCACAAGCGCCACAACAUGCACGCGAACCAAAACCCGGUCCAUCUCCUAAGCAUGGCGCUACGAAGGGAAAGGGAAAUUUCUUAGGGAUAUUUAAGAAGCAUUCACAACCAUCAAAAAACCAGAGGAAGAGGGAAUCAAAGUCCAAGGAGUCAUCGUCUACUGCAACGACCAAUCUGUCUGCUGAACCAACAGAUGAGACUACUGGCAGUGCUAUGUAUGCACCACGUGGUGAGGCAAGGCCUUCGAAGGAAAGUGGUUCAGCCGAGCCGAUUGCAACCCCUGGCAGCAACGAACCAGUGGAGUCGUAUCCGGAGCCGGAACCUUUCUAUUACAGGUAUCCGAGAAGGAGACCGCAAGAAAAGAAAUAUGUCAAAGGGUGGGAAUGGAUGUAG